Molecule: messenger RNA, 1677 nt
Organism: Cuscuta campestris
Lineage: Eukaryota; Viridiplantae; Streptophyta; Magnoliopsida; Solanales; Convolvulaceae
Source: the annotation of a GenBank genome assembly
CGGUUCAAAAGGGACCGGACUGGACUACCGUGACCAAAGCUACUUUUGGAGUUUGAACUGUAUCCCUUUUCCUCUGAACAAAACCAUCCACAUUGUGAUCAAUUCCAACAACCUGCGAAUUCACAGGAACUCUCUGAUAUACACAGAAGCCAAAGAAGAGUUCGCUCGAGCGCAGAUCUGCCGGCGAACACAAGCGGUCGGUAGGGGUGAUCAUCGGCAAAGAUAGGAGCGUGCCUGUCAAGCGGGAGGACCCCAGCCGGGGGGGUUAAACCCUUGGCGGGUCCGAAGAUGCUUUCCAGGAGACUCUCGUCUCCGAUUCCCAUCCGGUCGUCGCCGUUGCAGUUGCCGGAAAACGCUUCCGGCAGCAGCGGGAGUGGAGACGCGAAGAUGAAGGUUUUGUUCAAGUCCAAGCCUAGGACUCCCGUUGACCUCGUUCGUCAGACUCGCGAGUUCCUCAUCUACGCUGAACACAGCUCAGAUUCCGAUCCUCGUGAGAGCAAGCGCGAAGAAAAGAUGGUUGAGUUGAGCAAGCUUAUUCGGGAUUUAAAGCAUGUUCUUUAUGGGAAUAGUGAAGCUGAGCCUGUAGCAGAGGCUUGCACCCAAUUGACUCAAGAAUUCUUUAGAGAGAACACUCUGCGCUUGUUAAUAAGCUGCCUUCCUAAAUUUAGUUUAGAGACUCGUAAAGAUGCCACUCAGGUUGUUGCAAAUCUGCAAAGGCAACAAGUUCAGUCACGGUUGAUUGCUUGUGAUUACUUGGAAGCUAAUAUUGAUCUGAUGGAUAUAUUGGUAGCCGGUUAUGAUAAUGCGGACAUGGCAUUGCAUUAUGGCUCUAUGUUGAGGGAAUGCAUUCGCCAUCAGAGUGUUGCCAAGUAUGUGUUGGAAUCCGAGCACAUGAAGAGGUUUUUUGAGUACAUACAGUUUCCAAAUUUUGACAUUGCUGCAGAUGCUGCUGCAACUUUCAAGGAACUAUUGACAAGACACAAAUCUACAGUAGCAGAGUUUCUCUCGAAGAACUAUGAUUGGUUUUUUGCAGAGUACAACUCAAAGCUGCUAGAGUCUGCCAAUUAUAUUACUAGAAGACAGGCUGUUAAACUAUUGGGGGAUAUUCUACUGGACAGAUCUAACUCUGCAGUAAUGACACGAUAUGUAAGCUCAAGGGACAACUUGAGAAUUUUGAUGAAUCUUCUCAGGGAGACUAGCAAGAGCAUUCAGAUUGAAGCAUUUCACGUUUUUAAGUUAUUUGCGGCCAACCAGAAUAAGCCUCCAGAUAUUGUUGGCAUCCUUGUUGCAAACAAAAGCAAGCUUCUUCGCCUCUUUGCUGAUUUUAAGACGGACAAAGAGGAUGAGCAGUUUGAGGCAGACAAAGCUCAAGUUGUAAAAGAAAUCGCGGCCCUUGAACCGAAAGAUCGUUCAUGAGAGUGCUGCUUUGCUUUUAGUUAACAUCUUAUUAUUAUUAUUUAUUAUGAUUAUUCAUUCAAAUUAUUGUUUUAUAUUCCAUUGUUUUGGAGAGUUAUGAUACUCAAUACUCUCUGUCUCAUAAACGGAGUCAUCAGUUUUUUAUAUGUACAUGUUUUUUUUAAAUAUAAAUUUUAGUGGGACACCGCAACUAUUAGAGAUGAUCAUAUAUAGCUACGUUUUUAAAUUUAUUUGUUGGAUAGAUAAAUUUUUUAUAUUGAA